This is a messenger RNA of Diprion similis, 999 nucleotides long. RefSeq names its product cuticle protein 21-like. The transcript is spliced from 3 exons. NCBI's taxonomy places the organism in Eukaryota, Metazoa, Arthropoda, Insecta, Hymenoptera, Diprionidae. Gene Ontology annotation, cellular component: extracellular matrix. The record is from RefSeq and is a predicted model, not a curated record. The coding region runs from base 123 to 953 and encodes 276 amino acids.
AUUGUUGGGCGUGGCUGGAUACAUCAGGGUGAUCCUGGGCCCCUUUUCGGUAUAUAAGCGAGGAGGAACCGGGCUGACAGCAUCAUUCGGUCAUCGACGAUCACAGAAUUAAUCCACACACCAUGGUCUUCAAGGUGAUUUCCGCACUUGCUCUCGUGGCCGUCGUCUCUGCUGGCGUGAUCCCAGCUGCCCCGAUUGCCUACCACGCAGGCGCUGCCCCCGUCUACGCUCACGCCGCUCCCGUUGCACCAGUAGCCCAAGUUGCCUACGCAGCCCCGAUCGCUAAGGCAGUUGUGACAAAGGCCAUCGACGCCGACUACGACCCCAACCCCCAGUACAGCUACUCCUACGACGUCCAGGACGCGAUAACCGGCGACAACAAGCAGCAGCAGGAGAGCCGCAACGGAGAUGCCGUUCAGGGUAGCUACUCCUUUAUAGAAUCCGACGGAAGCCGUCGCAUCGUCGAAUAUACCGCUGACCCCGUUAACGGCUUCAACGCCAUCGUCCACAAGGAAGCUGGAACUGUUGCUGUCAAGACCGCUGCUGCCGUUGCUCCCGUCGUCCCCGUCGCUCCUGCCGCCCCCGCCGCCCCCGUCGCUCCAGCCAUCCCAGCGUCAGGCCCAGACUCCGACGUCGAGGUCGUUGAGGCCCGCUCUGGGCCCCUCAGGAGCGCCCCCACGGCCAGGGAUGCCACCCCCAAGGCUUUCACCCCCGCCCGACUCGUCGCCAGCGCCCCAGCCGCCCCCCUGGCGCCGGUUAGGGCUGUGGCAGCGCCACUCAAGUAUGCGGCCUACGCAGCACCAGCUCCAGUGGUUGCCGCACCCUUCGCCAAGAUUUCAGCCCUUAGCUACGCCACCUACCCUGCCUAUUCCGCCUACACCGCAGCUUACUCCUCACCCUUUGCCUACUCCGCCCCCGCCGCUGGCCUGACUUAUGCCCCCGCCGCAUUGUGAGGAGUCGAAACCAGCCAGUGAAAUGGACGCACCGUUUUUUCUACCA